AUGACUCUGGAAGAAAUCCACAGCCAGGAGAUGGUUACCGAAAGCACCAAUAGGAUGCAGAGCGCCGGGAAAGCAUUGAACGAGCUGCUGCUGUCUGCCCAACGCCAAGGCUGCCUUACUGCAGGCGUAUAUGAGUCUGCUAAAGUCAUGAAUGUCGAUCCAGAUAAUGUGACUUUUUGUAUCCUGGGUGCAGAUGAGGAAGAUGAAGGGGACAUUGCUCUGCAAAUUCACUUCACUCUCAUUCAGGCUUUCUGUUGUGAAAAUGACAUCGAUAUUGUUAGAGUCAACAAUAUCCAGAAGCUGGCAGAGAUUGUAGGUGCUAAUGAGGAUUCUGGAGAGCCCCAAGACCUACACUGCAUCUUAAUCACAAAUCCCAAUGAGAAUUCCUGGAAAGAUCCAGCUUUGGAAAAACUAAGCUUGUUCUGUGAGGAGAGCCGAAAUGUAAAUGACUGGGUACCCACUAUCACUCUGCCUGAAUGA
Messenger RNA from Vombatus ursinus (common wombat), 480 nucleotides. It is a transcript of the gene GADD45G, whose product is annotated as growth arrest and DNA damage inducible gamma. The record is from RefSeq and is a predicted model, not a curated record. Lineage: Eukaryota; Metazoa; Chordata; Mammalia; Diprotodontia; Vombatidae. Bases 1 to 480 code for a protein of 159 amino acids. Gene Ontology annotation, cellular component: nucleus; cytoplasm. The transcript has 4 exons. Gene Ontology annotation, biological process: regulation of cell cycle.